This is a messenger RNA of Boleophthalmus pectinirostris (great blue-spotted mudskipper), 1437 nucleotides long. It is a transcript of the gene lrit3b, whose product is annotated as leucine-rich repeat, immunoglobulin-like and transmembrane domains 3b. The coding region runs from base 1 to 1437 and encodes 478 amino acids. Lineage: Eukaryota; Metazoa; Chordata; Actinopteri; Gobiiformes; Gobiidae. The record is from RefSeq and is a predicted model, not a curated record. The transcript is spliced from 6 exons. Gene Ontology annotation, molecular function: protein binding.
AUGUUUCCCCUUUGGGUGCUACUCCUGCUGCAGUGGUCCACAACCAGAGUCCUCUCCUGUCCCUCUCUCUGCACCUGCACAUCUGCCCAGGCCACGGAGGAGCCCAGGUCUGUGCUGUGCAAUGACCCUGAGCUCCUCACUGUCCCCACCAAUGUCCCCGUUAACACAGUCAAGCUGAGGCUGGAGAAGACCCAGAUCUCCAGGCUCCCCCGUGCAGCCUUCUACAACCUGUCCGAGCUGCGUUUCUUGUGGUUGACCUACAGCGCCCUGAGAUCCGUGCACCCCAGCAGUUUUGUCAACCUGAAGACUCUCCGGGAGCUGCGACUGGAUGGGAACCAACUCACCGCUUUCCCGUGGGAGGGGCUUAGAGACAUGCCCCGCCUCCAGAUCCUAGACCUCCACAACAACCGCCUGUCCAGCCUCCCCGCACACGCUGCUUUGUCCCUGGCUAAUAUCACCUUCCUGGACCUUUCUAGUAACAGUGUGCCCAGUAAUCCUUGCCCUGUUGUAGCUGAUUUAGGCAUUCCUGACUGCUGUGUGAUGGACAUGUUUUGCAGGUUGGUUCUUUUACCCGCUGAGCUGCUUGACCUGUGGUUCCCUUUGCCUGGACAGCAGCAGACCACUGUCCAGAGGAGAGUUUUAGGUCUCCAUGAUAACCCGUGGCAGUGUGACUGUCAGAUCUCCAUGGUGGCGUCCCUGUCGGUGUCCCUGGGCAGCCCGGUGGUUUUGGUGGACCCUGUGCUGAUGUGCGUCCGCUCUGUGGGGCAGGGAGGGGCUCUGCUGAUGCCCGUGCAGUGGUCUCGCUGUAUGAGGCCCUCCGUACAGCCCGCAGCCACCCGCGUCGUGUCCCCCCUGGGCAGCAACGUCAUCCUGCGCUGUGAGGCCACGGGCUACCCCACUCCCACCCUCAGCUGGGUCAAAGCCGCUGCGCAUACAGACUGCUGCCAACAAGAGAUUCCCCCUGACGCUGAUCAGCUGCCAAAGAGCCUGCCAAGCUUCAUGCAGGGGAGUCCUCGCGUGGGUGUGCGCUGGUCUGUCAUCAGCCUGAACGGACUUUCCUACAAAGACGCUGGGGAGUACCGCUGCCAGGCUAAGAACAUGGCAGGUAUAUCCGAAGCCCCCAUCAAACUCCGCGUCUUGGGAUCCAGCAGAGCCAACCGACCGCAGAAGAAACCUCCUCUCCCUCCUCCAAAACAACCCCCUACGAAGUCCAACAGAAGACCCAACCAGGUUCCACCUUUGGAUUCUAUACGUGUAUUACAAGAGACACUCCAAAACUCCACAGCGCUGAACAAGACUUUAAUAUAUCCUGACAUGUCCAAAAUUACUCCGGAUAGAAAGACCAAGCGGCGCAAAAUGAAGCUACUAAACAAAUCAAAAACAGACGUCAAGCAGUCAAACAAUUCUACUUUACAAAGAGCUAUGCAAGUUGCGUAG